GGGUAAACUUCGUGCCGUUUUCGUGCUUCUUCACCUCGCGGACGCUUUGGGCAAUUUUUUUUAAAUCAAUCUAGUCUAGCACACACUCUUUUCGGUUACUAUUUAUUUUUGUAGAGAGAGAGAUGUCCGGCGAUUCGGCGACGGAGGUGGCAACGGCGACGGAGAUGGCGACGAAAGCGGAGGUGGUGGAGCGCAGCAAUUGCGGUGAGAGCGAUACGAAAGAUGAAGAGGCGAUGGACAUCGAGUCUCGGAUUCUGUCGGCUAUGCGAUCCCGCGUAACCUACCUUAGAGAGAAAGCAGAUUCCUUCACCUUUGAGAGCGUGAGGAGGUUGCUGGAGGAGGAUUUGGGAUUUGAGAAAUAUGCUUUGGAUGUGCAUAAGAGCUUUGUCAAACAGCAUCUGGUUCAGUGUUUAGAAGGUGCUGAGAAUGACGGCGCCUCAGAAAAUUCUCAAGAAAUUGAAAAAAAAGAUGUCACUCCAGUCAAAGAAGCAGCAGGAUCACCUAAAGAUGAUGAGGCAAAGAAAAUUUUGAAGGAAGAUGCUGCCGGUGAUGAUGAGAAAAUGGAAGAUUCCCCUGUGAUGGGACUUCUGGCAGCAGAAAAAACAUCCAAAACUGUGGCUCAGGAAACAAAGGAAGAGGGCAAAAAAGAAGUCCUCCAGAGUGACAUAAAGAAAGCCCUUAGGAAAAGGGCUUCGUAUAUCAGAGCUAAUUCAGAGAAAAUUACGAUGGCUGUGCUUCGUCGGCUUUUGGAGAAAGAUCUUAAAUUAGAGAAGUAUGCUCUUGAUCCGCACAAGAAAUUCAUCAAUGAAGAAUUAGAUGAAGUUCUGCAAGCUCCUGAUGCUUCAAAAGCUUCUACUGAAGCUAAGGGGAAAAAUCUAAAGAAAAAGGUCAAGAACAUUGUAUCUAAGAAGCCUAGCAAUGACGAAAAUACUGAUUCAGAUGGUGAGGAUGAUGACGAGGAAGAGGAAGAGGAAGUGGCUGUCAGAAAGAAGAAGGGUCCAAAAAGAAAAAUAACAGAGUUAGAGGGGCCAAGAAAACGGAAGCGUGAUAAGGAGAAAGCGAUAUCCAUGAGGAAAUCAAAACCUACAGAAACAGAUUCACAUAGUGAUAGUGAUGGGGCAGAUGGUGAAAUUGUGUCGGAUGAUGGGCGUUCUCAAUCCUCUUCUGAAAAACCCUCGAAGAAAAAGGAGGCCGCAACUGCUGUGUACGGGAAGCGUGUUGAGCAUCUGAAAUCAGUUAUCAAAUCUUGCGGAAUGAGUGUCCCUCCUUCCAUCUAUCGGAAAGUCAAGCAGGCUCCCGAGGAGAAACGUGAGGCAGCUCUAGUGAAAGAACUCGAGCAGAUACUUGCCAAAGAAGGGUUGUCUUCAAAUCCUUCAGAGAAAGAGAUCAAAGAAGUGAAAAAACGGAAGGAAAGAGCAAAGGAGCUCGAGGGUAUCGAUACUAGCAACAUUGUAUCGAGUUCAAGGAGGAGAUCCGCCACGAGUUUUGUGCCUCCACCAAAGCCCAAAAUAACAGAAGAAAGCGAAAGCGACGAUUCUGAAAACGGAGAAGAGGAUGAAGAGGAAGAAGAAGAAGAAGAAGAAGAGGAGGAGGGUAAUGAAGAUGCUGGCGAGGCAAGCCAAAGCGAAGAAGAAUCAAACGACGAGGAAGACGGGGAUGAAGAUAGCGAAUGAUUUUCGGGCCAUUGGCUCUCCGCUUGGAUUCCAGGCUUGCAAGUUAGAAAACAGUUUGGCGAUUUAGGAGGCAUGGGCUCUUUGUAACUUUUAGCUGUUAUCAUAUCAUAUGUUAUUAUGACCAUAAGAGCUUUUAAUUUCGAACCAUAAAACAAUGGCAUCUUCUAUUAGACAACACCCAGGCUGUAAAAACCUUGCUUCCAUCACCGUGUGAAAUUGCAGGCAUAGAGAAACAA
Messenger RNA from Tarenaya hassleriana, 1909 nucleotides. RefSeq names its product DNA ligase 1-like. Lineage: Eukaryota; Viridiplantae; Streptophyta; Magnoliopsida; Brassicales; Cleomaceae. Gene Ontology annotation, cellular component: nucleus. The record is from RefSeq and is a predicted model, not a curated record. Bases 123 to 1673 code for a protein of 516 amino acids. The transcript is spliced from 9 exons.